CCGUUGCUGGCAGCCAUCUCUCCUUCCGCCAUGGCCGGCGGCGAUCACCACCCCGCACCACCACAACCUCAUGCUGCCCAACCAAGUGAUGCUGCCCAACCAAGUGAUGCUGCCGAACCGAGGGACGCGACCAAGGCUGCGCUGGAGGCCCGGAAUGAGCGCGGCAUGGCGGAGGUGGCAGCGCUGAGGCGCGAGGAGGUGGGCGUGGUGGUGGUGGACCACGGGUCAAGGCGCGCCGAGUCCAACCGCCAGCUCGACGUCUUCGUGGGAGUGUUUCAGCAGGAGACGGGCUACUCCAUCGUGGAGCCGGCGCACAUGGAGAUAGCGGAGCCGUCCAUAGCGGUGGCGUUCACGCGGUGCAUGCAGAGGGGCGCCAGGGGCGUCAUCGUGUGCCCCUACUUCCUCUCGCCCGGCCGCCACUGGCAACGGGACAUCCCAGCGCUGGCAGCAGAGGCAGCAGCGCAGCACGGCAACGGAGUGCCCUUUAUAGUCACCGCGCCCAUUGGGGUGCAUCCACUCGUUGCUUGUUCCAGUGUCUCGGCGCUCACCCCCACCCCUCUUUCCCGCUUUCCCUUCGCUCCUGCCUCUCACUGCUACCCCUCGCUGCUCCCCCUCGCUGCUCCCCCUCGCUGCUCCCCCUCGCUGCCCCCCCUCGCUGCCCCCCCUCUCGCUGCCCCCCCUCGCUGCCCCCCUGCACCGUGGCGAGCGCAUCAGCGUGUGUUGGAGCAGCGCAUAACCCACUGCAUGCAGCGAGUGGCCAGCGGGGACGCCACCAGUGCUUGUGAUGCAUGCAGGGAUGGGGGGGGUUGCAUGGAGCAGAACCUCCUCUGA
Closterium sp. Naga37s-1 is the source of this 831-nucleotide messenger RNA. The record is from the annotation of a GenBank genome assembly. NCBI's taxonomy places the organism in Eukaryota, Viridiplantae, Streptophyta, Zygnematophyceae, Desmidiales, Closteriaceae.